This is a messenger RNA of Xenopus laevis (African clawed frog), 879 nucleotides long. It is a transcript of the gene snrpb2.S, whose product is annotated as small nuclear ribonucleoprotein polypeptide B S homeolog. Gene Ontology annotation, cellular component: spliceosomal snRNP complex; nucleus. Gene Ontology annotation, molecular function: nucleic acid binding; RNA binding. Bases 48 to 719 code for a protein of 223 amino acids. The record is from RefSeq and is marked provisional. The transcript has 7 exons. NCBI's taxonomy places the organism in Eukaryota, Metazoa, Chordata, Amphibia, Anura, Pipidae.
CUUGUAAUUAACAGCUUUGCGGGAAGUUAUUUAGCAUAUUACAAGCCAUGGAUAUUCGGCCGAAUCACACUGUCUACAUCAACAACCUCUGUGAUAAAGUUAAGAAACCAGAGCUGAAGCGAUCGUUGUAUGCGCUCUUCUCACAGUUUGGCCACGUGGUUGACAUUGUGGCUUUAAAGACCAUGAAAAUGAGAGGACAAGCGUUUGUGAUAUUCAAAGAGUUAAGUUCUGCUACAAACGCUCUCCGGCAGUUACAGGGCUUCCCUUUUUAUAGUAAACCAAUGCGCAUCCAGUAUGCAAAGUCCGACUCUGAUGUUGUACUGAAGAUGAAGGGCACAUUUGCUGAUAAAGAGAAGAAGAAAGAGAAGAAGAAGGCCAAAGCUCAAGAACAAGCAGCUAAUGCUGCAAAUAAAAAGUCUGCUCCGGCUUCAAAUGCAAAUAAUGCCCCAGCAGCAUCCCAGAAUACACAGGUGCAGGACAACCCUCCAAAUUACAUUCUCUUUCUUAAUAACUUGCCUGAGGAGACCAACGAGAUGAUGCUUUCCAUGUUAUUCAACCAAUUUCCUGGCUUCAAAGAAGUGCGUUUGGUCCCUGGCAGGCACGACAUCGCAUUUGUGGAGUUUGAAAAUGAAACGGAGGCAGGAUCGGCUCGAGAUGCACUUCAGGGAUUUAAAAUUACGCCUUCUCAUGCCAUGAAAAUUACAUACGCUAAAAAAUAGAAGGAAAUCACUGACGGACUUAUUUAUGUUUUGGUUCUGUCCCCACGACUUUUUACAGGUGAAGAUAACAAGGUUGUUUUAUUUGUUUUUGGUUUUUUUUUAGACUCUCGCAAUAAAAGCCACGUUGCAGUUUUUUAAAAAAAUUAAUAAAAAAAAAAAA